This is a messenger RNA of Symbiodinium sp. CCMP2456, 298 nucleotides long. The record is from the annotation of a GenBank genome assembly. NCBI's taxonomy places the organism in Eukaryota, Dinophyceae, Suessiales, Symbiodiniaceae.
GAUCUAUUGCGAGCUGGAAGGGACACCAAGCUACCUGGUUCGCCUGACGUGCCCCACCAAUGGAGACCCCGGAUCCUUCUGCUACCUCGGCUCGCAGUUCACGUCGGUGUCCGGAGGUUUCAGUCCGAGUUCAAUUCCUCAAACCAGCGCCAACUUCGUGUUCGUUGCUUUUGAUGACACCACCGUCCGUGCUCAAGGAGGUUUGGAAAACCUACCCGGCUUCCUCAUUGCUGGCGAUGCCCCGGACCUCAGACUCUUGGCCAGAAACUCCAUUGCCGGGCGUUGGAUUCGGAUUUAG